Molecule: messenger RNA, 1275 nt
Organism: Penicillium samsonianum
Lineage: Eukaryota; Fungi; Ascomycota; Eurotiomycetes; Eurotiales; Aspergillaceae
Exons: 1
Coding region: 1-1275 (424 amino acids)
Molecular function (GO): hydrolase activity, acting on carbon-nitrogen (but not peptide) bonds
Source: RefSeq, a predicted model, not a curated record
AUGACAACCCGCCUAAAAGAACUGGGCUCCCAACAACCCCCAAUAUUCAGAAUAAACCUCUCCCACCCACCAGAAGAGCGCUACACAGCGCUCGCUCAUAUCUACAAAGACCGAAUGCGCUCAGUAACCAACAUAUUCGACGACGUGAUCCACAGCCUCUCUCCCAAAAUCCCAAAAAAACCAAUCCACUGGCUCGCCCGUCUCUUCCUGCACAGACUCUACACAGACGAAGAAACAGCCGAGAUCCGGGGCAUCAGUCGCGUGACCGGAAUCGACCUGUACCUCCUAAUCUGUCUAAAUGUGGUGCUAGAUCUCUUAAUGGGAUGCACAAGCGGCGGAGUACGUAUUCUCGACGGACUCUGGACGCGAAUGGUUCAUUUCCGAACAUUAGACUGGGGAAUGGACCCACUGCGCUCGCUGAUUGUACAGCUUGAAUUCGUGCGCGACGACGCGCCGGAUAAAGUGCUCGCGACGUGCAUCACGUACGUUGGGUUCGUGGGGGUGCUCACGGGUGUGCGGAAAGAUCUUAGCGUUUCGCUCAAUUUCCGGGCUGUGCAUGAUACACGGAGGAAUUGGGGGUUUUAUUUUAAUUAUUUGCUUGUUUUGCUUGGUUUGCGACAAUCCAUCACGUCGUUGCUAAGGCAGUGUGUUCUUCCCAGUGUGGAGGGAUCUAGAUCUACCAGACUUUCGAAUACUUCGACCAUUGAGGAGAUCCUGGAUGAAGUGCCUUGUUUGCGCACGACGGCUGCAUAUCUGAUCUUUUGUGAUGGGAGUAGCAUUGUUGCUAUGGAAAAGGACUAUGAGACUGCGUGUUGGCGACGGUCGAGUUCUUUCCUUAUCAAAACCAACCACGAUGAUUAUACUGUCUCGGUUAUGGAUGAAGCUAUUGCGAAUGAUAGAGGGUAUACGGGUCUGCGUGUGUCAGAUGGUAUGCAGAGCAUGGCUGAGAUUAUUGAGGAGAGUAAAGAGCGGCAGGCGUCGAUGCAGGGGAAAUGGGAUCGCAGGGUGCAGGACCAUGGGGUUUUCCAACAACAGCUUAAGAGGCGGAGGGUUAAGGAUGAUGCUCUUCCCCGUUCAAUGCGUUUGAAGUGGAAACGGAAUACGAAGAUGGGAUGGGAAGAUCCUGAGUCUGAAGUGUCCGUUACUCUUGGGACAGUGCUGGGGUGGCUCUGUUCGGACCCGAUUGUCAAUGAAGAUACUCAUUACGCAGUGUUGAUGGAUCCUGUCGAAGGCAGGUUCAUUUAUUCAGGGCAGUUUCCAGCUUCGGUAUCAUAA